This is a messenger RNA of Nematolebias whitei (Rio pearlfish), 1563 nucleotides long. RefSeq names its product pentatricopeptide repeat domain 2 (gene ptcd2). The transcript has 10 exons. Gene Ontology annotation, molecular function: protein binding; RNA binding. Bases 7 to 1155 code for a protein of 382 amino acids. NCBI's taxonomy places the organism in Eukaryota, Metazoa, Chordata, Actinopteri, Cyprinodontiformes, Rivulidae. Gene Ontology annotation, biological process: multicellular organism development; mitochondrion organization; regulation of mRNA processing. Gene Ontology annotation, cellular component: mitochondrion. The record is from RefSeq and is a predicted model, not a curated record.
AGUGUCAUGGCGCUGCUCAGGAGAGUCCAUGCUAAAAUCUGUCGAUCUUUUCUGUCUGAGGUCUCUAAAGGAGUGUUUUGUGGUGUUUCACAGCCAACCGGGCUUCAAGGCUGCAUUGGAGCUAAGAGAUAUUUGUUAUCAGAAGAUGUCAUCAAACUGGAAGAUUUCCAGCAAAACAAGCUGGAUAUCGCUCGCAAGGCUGCUGGAUCAGAGAGAGAUUAUAUUGAGCGGUUCAAACAGAAGUUGCAAAGUAACAAGUUGAUUCUACGUAACGAGCUGAAGCUUUUCCUCCACCUGUGUGAAACUUCGGAGCAUAUGCAGAUAGCCAGGGAAGCCAUCUACAGGUACUACAUGGAGAACCGUAACAUGCUGUACGGAGACUUCAGGUUUGGCCCGAUCUUUAUGAGACUUUGCUAUGAGCUGGGUCUGGAGGGAUUGGCUGCAGCAACAAUAACAGACGAGAAUAUGAAAGGAUUUUUCAUUGACGUCACUUCUUUUAACAUCGCCAUUGACAUGUUAUUUAUCCAAGGCUCAUAUGAAAAUGCUAUGGAUGUACUAAGAAGCAUGAAACACCGAGGUAUACCUUUCAACAAAGACACUGUGCUGCUGGCGAUUGGUACCUUCUAUAAGCUGAACACAGCAGACUCCUACAAGAACUGCAUUGAUCUCGUAGAAGAACACCAAACAAAAGGACACAUCAUCUCCCGACAUGCGUGCUACUUUGCUGUUGCGCUGGCACUAAAGCAGAAUGACAUAGAAAAGGCAAAAUCACUGUAUUCACACAUUUUGAACGCAGACCACAAGAUGUCCCAAAACUUUAAGGUUAUUAUCCUGACUAUGUCAGGAGAAGUUUCAGAGGCUGUUUCGUUCCUGUCGACUGCCAUGAAGCCGGAAAGCCCUUUUGUGAGAAAACCUGAGUUUUCCCAAGAAGUGGUGGAUUUGCUCCGAUUGCAGACUAAAGACGGACCACUUCAGAUGGAAGUGGAACAGAUUAUCACUCAGCUUGAACAAGCCGGUCAGGUGACAGAGCAGACCCUCGAUGACAUGCUGUGCCAUGCUCCAAGAGGGAAGAUGAAACCGGUGCUGAUGGAGGCAAAGAGGAGUACCAGCCGAAGGACUCUGAAGCCUCUGCAGUCUUCUUUGUUUUCAGAAUGAGGCCAGAGCCGAUCAGUUACAGAUAAUAAUCUAGUCAGUAAUGAUGAUUCUAAAUUUUAGGGCUGUUCGUGCUACACCAUAAUUAAGAGAUCUUUGUUACCAGUAGAUUGUUCUGAUGUAUGUCCAGAACAGUACUGAUCCAAAAAUAUUAACAGUGUAGAGUUGGAUCAAAAAUUUGCAGAUACUUUGAACAUUCUUACUGGCUCCAAUCAGCCAUGUUUUCCUAACACACGAAGUCUGCAGACUGGUCUACCCGCUCCUUCAUCAAAAGCUGCUGGGAGAAAUAAGAUGAACAACAUGUUAGACUCACUUCCAACAUAUAUAAAUAUCCUGAGUCAUUGUGUAGCAUUAUGCUUUGUUUGUGAAUUAGUGAAUAAAAUAUAUGAAGUAUUUAAUAAUAAAACAAAU